AUGGGACGCUGUCGAUUCGGCCGGCUUGACGCUCGUCAGAUCACACAGAUCCUCCUCCUUCUGCUCUUCUCCACUCGCAGACUCUGCGGAGAAACGCUCGUGGCCGACUACGAAACCAACAUCGCGAUGGUCACGCCGCUAAUUCGUGUUGCCGAGCAACCUGAGGUCGCUCUUUCAUUGGCUCCUGCCAUGCCGCCAGAAGGGCCUGGCAUCGAGAACAUGUGGAAAGCAGCAGAAGAAGAUGAUCCGAUUUAUGGCCCGCCGACACAUGCCAAAGGAAGGACGUUGAGGUUAGAUGCUGCAGAACGAGCCAAUCAACUCGCUCCUCAGGAGAUGCCCUACAGCAUGGUUGGGCCGGUGAUGACGGAUUUGCCGGAAAAUGAAGCAGAAACAGGCUCGGCAACCGGUCUGCCGGGAAACGCGGACCUUCGAAUGAGCCCGACUCUGACCUCAAAUCCAGAGGUCAUCGUGGCAACAGAUGAAGCAACCACCCUUCUGCCGAGUUACGCCUUGACUGGGAACGGAGAAACCGACCAGAUGUCGAGAAGACUGAGCUCCGGCGGCGUUCUAAGGCCUCGUUUAGACGUGGAUCCCAUUGAGAUUAUCCAGGCUCUCGAUGCCUCUUUAGCACAGCAAAUUGCCUCAUCGACUGCGGCUGAUGAUCUUUCCACAGUAACACCGACGACGAUGCCCGAGGUGAAUGGAAACUCACUCGAUUUGUUGGGAAAUUCUCCUGAAGUUGAGUCCACUGCCGAUGGGGGCCAGAGAGAAGACGAGACUGCAACACUUUUACACUCCAACAUACCCAUUACAACAACGAUCACUCAACUGGAACCGACGGAAACACCUUCUUCGGCGCCAGUUGGUGUGUCGGAUCCGCUCGGCACACCAGCAAACUUCGAGACAUCGACAAGUUCGACGGCAAACUUGGACUCACACUUUGACGUAACCUUAAUGCUCUCUCAGCCAGCAGUUUUAGAAACAUUUACAUCUCCUGAAUCGGCUAGUGUCUUUCAGCACAGUAUUUCCAGCACAACUUCAUCCACCUUAUCUGCUUCACUUGUUUCGUCUCUUGACUACCCGGAAAAGCCUUUAACUGAGCACACCAAUGCUUAUGAUCCUGCCACAAAGUUGGAUGCAAGCAUGCCCACCACGAAAACCAUCACUCAGCCAGAACAAGCAGAAACAUUUGCACUUUCUGAAUCUGCUUUUGCCUCUGAUGGACUUAGUGCAAUCCCGUCAACUAUUUCUCCAUUGAUCUCGACAACUCUGAAUGCAGCCAUAGAUCCUUCCACCGUGAAACCCACUUCUACAACGAGUUCCAGUGAAUACUAUCCUAUGACAAGUAUGGAUUCACAUAUCCCCCCUGGCACAAUUUCCACCCAAUCAGAACCGGCAGAAUCAUCUACACCUUCUGUAUCUGCUGUUCUUUCU
This is a messenger RNA of Protopolystoma xenopodis, 1434 nucleotides long. The record is from the annotation of a GenBank genome assembly. NCBI's taxonomy places the organism in Eukaryota, Metazoa, Platyhelminthes, Monogenea, Polystomatidea, Polystomatidae.